Gigantopelta aegis is the source of this 1581-nucleotide messenger RNA. Its product is annotated as tubulin delta chain-like. The transcript is spliced from 4 exons. The record is from RefSeq and is a predicted model, not a curated record. Lineage: Eukaryota; Metazoa; Mollusca; Gastropoda; Neomphalida; Peltospiridae. The coding region runs from base 227 to 1576 and encodes 449 amino acids. Gene Ontology annotation, molecular function: structural constituent of cytoskeleton; GTP binding. Gene Ontology annotation, cellular component: cytoplasm; microtubule. Gene Ontology annotation, biological process: mitotic cell cycle; microtubule cytoskeleton organization.
ACCAAGGCCGAUAACUCAAAAGAUUGUUUUGGCAACCGUAUGAAAUAAUUUCUGCAGAUGAAGUUGCUUAAUACAUUAACCCACUACACAGUUAAUCUUAUUUACGUGAAAACUGUAUGAAGAUAAAGACUGAAAAAUCUGCAUGCUAAAAGAGACCAUGUAAAGGUUUAAAAAUGCAAUUAUAAUUUAAUUUUUUAAGUUGACUUUUGACAAUUAACAACUAGCCAUGUCAGUUGUGACAGUUCAGCUGGGUCAGUGUGGUAAUCAGAUCGGAGGUCAACUCUUCUCAACAAUUAUUGACGACAUUCAUGCCAAACUUUCAAGUGUUCACGUUCCACCGAACAAAAACAAGGAUUACAUGAAGGAAGUGAUCGAUCGUUUUUUCAUAGAAAAGGAUGAAAAGGGUACAUCGGUCCUUCAGGCAAAGGCAGUUAUGGUUGACAUGGAACCGAAGGCCAUAGCCCAGACCUGCGUGGAAGCUAGGAGAAGUGGUACGUGGAUGUACCCAGAGAAGCAGCAGUUCUGUCAGAAGCGAGGGUCUGGGAACAACUGGGCGCACGGUUUCUGUGUCCAUGGCCCCCGCGUGCAGGCCGACAUCAUGGAGAUGGUGAGGAGAGAGGUGGAGAAGAGUGACAGACUGGCUGGGUUCCUCUCUCUCAUGAGCCUCGCCGGAGGAACUGGUUCCGGUGUGGGUGCCAGAAUAACGGAGAGCUUGCGGGACGAAUUCCCUCAUUCGUUCAUCGUCAAUCAGGUUGUGUGGCCUUACCAGACUGGGGAGGUAAUUGUGCAGAACUACAACGCAGUGCUAACUCUGUCUCACCUGUACCAGACGUCAGACGCGGUGGUGGUCUUGGAGAAUGACUCUCUCCAGAAAAUCUGCUCUCAGUUGCUAAACAUGAAGAAAAUUUCCUUCAGAGACAUAAACAAAGUAAUCGCACACAAACUGGCUAGUUUCUUGCUUCCAGCUACUUCCGAAGAUGGUGGAUAUUCUAAUUCAAAUGAUUUAGGUUUCCUGCUGCAACAUCUGGUGCCCCACCCGGAGUACAAGCUGUUAAGCCUGCGGAACAUUCCUCAGAUCGCGGAGAAGUCGAUGGAGUUUAGUGUCUAUCAGUGGCACGGGCUUCUCAAACACCUCAGACAGAUGCUCAUCGCUAAUGCUGCCAUGGAAGAAGGAAUAGACUGGGAUGUCCAGGCUGGGUCAGAGACUCCUCGAGGCACGACCAGAUACAACAGAUCUCUAGCCAACACACUCAUCCUUCGAGGCAAAGAUAUCGACACGGCCAACUGUGCACCUUUCUCCGAGAGAAAGCUGUAUGCCGACUGGGUGCCAGCUGACUGUCGGCUGUGCGUGAUGAAACAGCCGAGAGCGUUCGGUCAGUACGAGAAGUCAGCAGUGUUAGUCAGCAACAGCAGCUCAUCCCUCGGGUCCAUGGACCAGAUGGUGGGAAAAGCAUGGAACAUGUUCGCAUCACGGGCAUACGUCCACCAGUAUGUUAAACAUGGACUCACCGAAGAAGACUUUCUCAAUAGUUUUGUAACGCUGGAACAAGUUAUUGCCAGUUAUAAAAAUCUGUGAUAUUG